Molecule: messenger RNA, 756 nt
Organism: Monoraphidium neglectum
Lineage: Eukaryota; Viridiplantae; Chlorophyta; Chlorophyceae; Sphaeropleales; Selenastraceae
Exons: 5
Coding region: 1-756 (251 amino acids)
Molecular function (GO): phosphatase activity
Source: RefSeq, a predicted model, not a curated record
AUGGACACCUGGGAUCGGCGUCACACCACCCCCCCCACCCCUCGGCACGAUUCAUGCAUCGCCACAACCACUACUAUCACCACCAUUCUCGCCAUCGUUCCUACCACGAUCACGAACCGCCACCCCCGCCAGGUGCCUGUCGUGUUCUUCAGCCUGCUACGCAAGGGCACCCCAGACCGCGACCGCAGCGAGGCCAAGCUAGCAGAGGCGUUCGACUUUGUGGCUUCGCAGCUGCGCGGCGCGCACAGCCUGCCGGUGACGUACAUAGCGCUCGACUGGCACCAGCUGGACAAGGAGCUGGGCAGCGAGAAGCUGGUUGAGGCGUUCUGGUCCACACUCUCAGCAGUGGCGCCCGCGCAGGCAAGCCCCGACGCGCCCCACCCCUGGCAAAAACGCAACCCCGCGUUUCACCCGCCUGUUGGGCUGCCCCUGCUGCAGCUGUCGCUGUGGGGCCGGGGCUUUGCGCUGGGCACCGUGGCCAAGGUGGGGCCGGACCACACUGAGGCGACGCCCGUGGAGCUCGGGGCGGCAGGCGGCGGCGGGGGCGGCGGAUUUGUGGUUGCGGGUCAGCGGGUGCCCGACGGCCCGGCCGGCCGCUGCGUCAGCGCGUGCGGGCGCGGGUGGCGCGUGCAGUGGCUAAAGCAGCAGCGCGGCGUGACGCGGUACAAUUGUGCCGACAGCCUCGACCGGACGAAUGUCGGGAGCUACUUUGGGGCGGUGCAGCGGGGAGGGGCGACCUCCGGCGCUCAGCAGUGA